Molecule: messenger RNA, 4215 nt
Organism: Parasteatoda tepidariorum (common house spider)
Lineage: Eukaryota; Metazoa; Arthropoda; Arachnida; Araneae; Theridiidae
Product: mesoderm induction early response protein 1
Biological process (GO): negative regulation of transcription by RNA polymerase II
Cellular component (GO): nucleoplasm
Molecular function (GO): transcription corepressor activity; histone deacetylase binding
Source: RefSeq, a predicted model, not a curated record
UAAUUUUUUAAUGUAUUACGAAUUUUAAACGACAAAUCGGCGCAAAAUUUAUCUUUACGUUUUGGCAAUAAUAUUCUGUAAUGAACUGAUACGGAGAUAUCAACAAUGGCGGAGCCUAGUGCAAGUGAAUCAAGUGCAGACAGCGAUCAAGACUUUGAUCCCACUGCAGAAAUGUUAGUUAAUGAUUUUGAUGAUGAGCAUACUUUAGAUGAAGAAGAAGCUAUGGAAAGUGCAGAAAGUGUUACUAAUGAACUUGAUGAUUUGCAACGUGAAGGUGAAAUGCCUUUAAAUGAAGUGCUUGCCAUGUAUGGAUAUGAAUCAGGUUUAGACUUCGAGGAAGGUGGACAAGACGCAACUGAACAUGAAAGUGAUUCUUCACCAAUCGAUUCGCCAGAACAUACAUUAGAAAAUCAUGACUCUCCACACAGUCUUACUACUCAUAGUCUUCCUUCACCAGAAUCUGAAAGUAAUCCAUCUGAUGAAAAGAUAGAGGACUUUAUGAACUUAGUGUUUCAAGAAAAUGCAACAAUAAGCUGUUCUAGACCUCUUUUAAGAUCUGUUCAUCAAGCGAGUGAGUCUUCUGAUACUGGGACAGAUUACGACUACUCUCCAGAUGAUGAUUGGAGGAAGCAUUCGCGGACGAGCGGUGUGUUUCGCUCUUGUACAAUCCAAGUUGGCUCAGAUUAUCAAGCUGUUGUUCCUGAAGGUCUUUCAAAAUAUGAUGAUGCUCCAGCUUAUGAGAAUGAAGACAGAUUACUAUGGGAUCCUACAGCUCUUCCGGAUGAAGAAGUUGAAGAUUAUUUGCGUCAGUGCCGUCAACCCAAAGGGACCAAUGGAAGUAAUAUAGGUACUGUGCCUACAGGAGGCCAUGUUCGAGAUGAUGAGCAGGCAUUAUUUCUAUUGUUACAAUGUGGGCAUAACAAAGAGGAAGCUUUAAGAAGGCGGCGUAUGCAGCCCUGCCCUGUUCCUGUUUGUAUUUCUUUUAAAGAUACCAUGAGUUUAUGGUCUGAAGAUGAAUGUAGAAGCUUUGAAGCUGGAAUAAAGCUCUACGGAAAAGACUUUCAUUUAAUACAGCUUAAUAAAGUUCGAACAAGAGCUGUGAGUGAACUUGUCCAAUUUUACUAUUUGUGGAAGAAAACAGAAAGACAUGAUGUAUUUGCUAGUAAAAAUAGAAUUGAAAAGAAAAAAUAUGCUUUACAUCCGGGAACAACGGAUUUUAUGGAUCGAUUUUUGGAUGAGCAAGAAAAUCCCUCCAGCAACAGAGAUAGAUCUUCAAGCCCAAGUUCAAGAAUUCCCAUUUAUGAUGAAAAUAAAAAACUUACUCCUGUCACCAGUCCAGAAACAAAUGCUGACAGUUCUACCCCUGAGCUGAGUAUGCAAAGUCUUGAUAAUCUUGAUGGACCUUCCAGCACAAGUACAUUUAGUACUGGUACAAUAAGUAAUAGUGCAGAAUGUGAAAACUCUCCAAAUAAAAACCAAUCUGCUAAUCCUAGUGACUCAAGCAGAGAUUAUAUAAAUGGUGAUGAUAAGGUAUCUAGUACGACACCAGCAUUGCCAAAAGAAGGCAAUUCAAUUUGUCUAAAUUUAGAAACUUUAGCUGUUAAUGAAAACAUACCACAACAAGUUGAGUCUGAGAAAACUAGACAAGUCACGCCGCCCAGUAAUGUCAGUUGUUCUCAUGUUUUGAAUGAUGUGUCAAGAUUUCAUGAGGAUUGCAAUUUCAGGUUUGACAUUGAAAAAGAUAAUGAGUCUCUUGACUAGAGAAAUAGGUUUUGAUGCAUCAUUGAACAUUGAUUCAUUUAUAACUAAAAUUGUUUCUGUGUACAUAAUGCUGAAAUAUUUCACGUUCAUCAUUGAGAUUUUUAUACAUUGACUUAUAUAAUGCAUUUAUAUAUAAAAAAAAUGUAUAUUUAAGAACCUUUUCUGUAAGUAAAAUGCAAAGUACAUUUUCUAUAUUGUAUAGACAUAUAAAGAGAAACUAAAUCUAUAAAGUUUGAAAGAGUAUGUGAAUGGAGUGGCAAGCCAGCUGAGCAUUAACAUGCAAUAAUUGCAUCUGUGGUAGAAAAUGUAUGCUUAUAUUCUAAAGCUUCAAAUCAAACUAAAAACAAUGUGCAUUAACAAAACCAUGCUUAUUACUAUUGUUGGUUUACAUGAUAUUUUUUCAUCUUUAAUUAUCACAAAUAAUUUUUUUGUUUUGUUGAAUCUACAGAAUUAUAACUGCAGAGUUUUAUUAUUUUAUUUUAAGCUUUGUAUCAUUUCACAUCACUUAAAGUAUAAUUUAAAGCAUCACUAAUUUUAUUUUUAAUAUAAUGAAAUUAAGAAAUACAUCAAAGUUUGAUUUACACCAAGGUUUGAUUUUCACUGCAUCUUUUGUUUAUGUGAACUAUUUGUGUGUUUUAGAUUAUAACACUUAGAUUUAUAUUAUUUUUAUACACAUUAUCAUAGUCAGGACUAUUUUUAAAUCUUAAAAGAAAUUUUGUUUUCUUUUUACUGACAUUAUCUUCCAGGGGUGAUUGUAUUUCGUAGGUAUCCCGGAAUUCUGGGUUUUUCAUAUUAUCCUUUCAGGUCUAAAAAUUAGGAACAGGACAUAUGAUUUUUCUGGGAAUAUCGCAUUUCUCAAGACCAUUGGUUCUUGAACUUUCGCUAAUCAAAAACUUUUAAUCCGACAAAAUUUUCGCUAAUUUCCUCUAACAAGACGCUUCCAUACUUGCGAUUCUUUUAGUUUGGUGGAUUUUUGCCAUUUUGAAUAUUUUAAACUGCGCCAGAAUACGCUAAUAUCACAAUUCCUUUCAUGCGGUUUAAAUAUCAAGCAUCAAUUUUCGUAUUUACCUCAUUUAAGUUACACGUUGGGAUUUGUAUUCACAUAGCUAAAAAAUCUUACAUAGCGAUUCGUAUUCAUGCAAUUUAAAAAAUUCAACAUUGCGAUUCAUACUCAUUCGAUUAUUAAAAUCCAAUGUUGCAAUACUUGUAAGCCCUGGGGCAAAAUGUUUUCGGCCUUUAUGCGACAGAUCUCUCUAGACCCGAUAUCUUUCUGCAAGGUACUUAUAAUAAUAAUUAUUCUAAUUAAAAGUGAUAAAAACAUUGUGUUAACGAAGAAAAAUAUUCUAUUUUUAUAAAAUUAAUUUUACAUCUUUGAGGGGGGGAACACACUAAUUAUUCCCUUUUUUGUGAAUCAUCACAUUAAAGAAAAAUUUGUUAUAAUUCCUCAAUUCCGCUGCAGUAACUACCGAAAAAAAAAGAUUGACAACGAAAUCAUGUAAAUCGGAACUUUUGAAAAGGGUUACUCAUGCAUGUUUCGUUUCGAGAUUCGGUUGUUGUAAUAAAUAUUGGAUUUUAAAAACAAAAUGAAAAUCAAUUUCAACUCUAAAAUACAAUUAAAACUAUGAAUUUACGAUAUUAUUUGCAUAAAUUGUGAUUUGCAUCAGAAAAUAAUUAUUUAAAUGCGUGAUUACAUGCAGAAAUAAUAUACACUAAGAAAUAACUAGAAUUUUAAAAAACCUGUAGAAAUUGGUAUAGCUAGCAAUAACUGCUGAAAAAAUUUUGAAAUCGUCGCAUUAAAAGAGCAAAUUAUCAAAUAGGCGAUAAUGAGUUUCACAUGUAAUAAAAUUGUUUUAAAAAAACGUUGAGGAUCUUUUUUAAAUGUGGAAAUUCGUAGCAAUAACUAUCGAAAGAACGAUUGAAAUACCUUAUGGAUCAACGAUGAUAUUGGGCAUGUUAAAAAGUGAUUUCUUGCAUCCGGGAUUCGAACCUUGCAUGCCGUAAUAAUAUUGCCAUUUUUCAACAAAAAAAUAACAAGAAUAUCAAUAAUAGUAUCCGAGCAAUAAAAACCGCAGAUUUUAUUAAAUAAAUAAAUAAAAAAUAGAGAAUAUAAAUUUUUAGCAAUAAUUGCCAAGGAAAAAAGGGAUCAAAACACUACAUAUAUUAUUUCUUAAAUGAGAAUAGAAAAAUCAUGAGCAUUUCUGUCCCCUCUGAUACGUGAGAAAGUCACCUUUUGAAUGUAAUUCUGCAGAGGAAAAAAAAAUUCUUUCUACAAUUUUUGCAGAAAAGAAAAUCAUAAUUUUUUACUUCACAAAAGAAAAAUCUUCCUGCAAGAACUAAGUAACAUUCUGCCACACAGCUUGUAACAACCAAGAUUUUUCUUAAUUAGUUACUAUUAAUGUGUGAUUUUUAUCAUUGGUAGGUAAUUUAAUUAUAGAUUUUAUUUUUUUUUUAAAA